This is a messenger RNA of Lacerta agilis (Sand lizard), 1201 nucleotides long. It is a transcript of the gene IBSP, whose product is annotated as integrin binding sialoprotein. Lineage: Eukaryota; Metazoa; Chordata; Lepidosauria; Squamata; Lacertidae. The coding region runs from base 109 to 1050 and encodes 313 amino acids. Gene Ontology annotation, cellular component: extracellular region. The record is from RefSeq and is a predicted model, not a curated record. The transcript has 7 exons. Gene Ontology annotation, biological process: bone mineralization; cell adhesion; ossification.
CCACUAGGAUGGCCGAGAACAAACAGACGAACUGUUAAAUCUCUGUCCCCUCACUCCUUUGAGACUAGCCUGUAAACUCUCAGGACUGCAAGCUGAAAUCAGAAAAAAAUGAAGGCAGCCCUAAUCUUCCUCUGCAUUUUGGGAAUAGCUUGCGCCUUCUCGGUAAAGAACUUCAGAAGAAGAUUCAAAGCAGAGGAUUCUGAAGAAAAUGCAGUAUUCAAGAACAGAUAUAGGUAUUUUCUUUAUAGGUACCCCUACCUCUACCCACCUGCAAAGAGACAUCAGUUUAACAGUGACUCAUCCGAAGAAGGCUAUGGUGGUGAUAGUUCAGAAGAGGACGAGGAGGAAGAAGAAGAAGGGGGACAGUCAAAUGAAGAAAACACUGAAGGUGGAAAGGAGAAUGAAGAGGCGACCGAGGCUCCCGCUGCACCAGUGACUGGAGAUAAAAUGGGCACCAGCAAAGCCACACCUCCUAAGCAGGGCCCCGUAAAGAAAGAGCCCCUGGAGAAACCUGGAAAUGGAGGAGCAGCUAAAAAGGGUGAAAAGGACAAAGCUCCCGAAAAAGGAGGGAAGGGAGAGGAAGACAGUGACGAAGAAGAAGAAGAAAACGAAGAGGAGGAAGAGGAAGAAGCAGAGACGGUGGACGAGAACGGAAGCGGCAUAAACAGCACAAGCACCAACAGCACUGCGGAAGAGAAUGGAAACGGUGGCAAUGGAGAGGAGGAAGAGGAAGAAGGGGGAGAAAACGAAGCGACCACCGCCGUUCCGACCACCCUGCUCCCCACAGUCCUCCCCACCACGGAGUAUCAGGACCAAUACGAAACCACCACGGAGGACCAGUGGCACUAUGACACGCCCUCUGAAGAGCCGUGGCCGUACGAUACCACCACCACCGGUUAUGAGAAUGGCUAUGAGGUUCAAACAGAAUACUACGCGAGUGAGAAUGGGCAACCCCGAGGGGAUACUUUCAGAACCUAUGAGGACGAGUAUAGCUACUACAAAGGCCAUGGGUACGACGUCUAUGGCCAAGAUUACUACUACAACCAAUGAAGAAAAGAAGCUGUCUCUUGGCCUGCUUAAUGUUUUUGCAAAUGCCUACUCAGGAAGAUGUAUCACAAUAUAACAUGGUGCCUUUUAAGUGAGAGUGGAGGUUGCUGUCUGUUUUUAUUGCUAACUAUGAAAAUGUAUUCUUUUUGUCUGG